ACACUAGAUUACUCAUCCAGUAAGGCGGACAUUAAAGAAACGGAUGUUACAACAGCAACUAUCUGUUUCAAUGGCAACAGUCAUAGUGACGAAUCGAUGGCGCGGAGAUAAAACUGUUAUGCUAUGCCCUAGCAAGCUAGCAACAAUGUCCGGAAAUAUUUAAAGCGAUCUAUGUUUGAUAUAUUCAAUAACUGCGUUCCCGUGUAUUUGUUGUGUAUGUUGCCCUUUACGCAGUUCAGGUGUCAGUUUUGUUCCAGUAAAGAUAAAAUAAAAAAAUAUUUGCAAUGUUAUGCUAGCUAGCCGAAGAAAAUGCAUGUCUCUCUAUAAAUGUUUGGACUGAUACACACAAAGGCUUGCUUAAUAGGAUGCCAGGUCUUGCUGUACCCUGUUGUUCUACAUCUGCUUCUUAAUCAUGCAGGAGGCUGUGGACCUGGAAGCCCAGCUGGCCUGUAAAGAAAAAGAAUGGAAAGAACUUCAGACUUUGCGAAUCCGACAACUAGAGACUGCUCUACAUGAGGCCACAACAGAGCUAUCAGUCCAGAAGGAGCGUUUUCUCCAUUUGCGGGAUGACUUCAAGUACAAUCUAUUUGUGUUGGAGGAGAGGGACAGAGAGCUGGAGCGUUAUGAUGCUUUGGCAGCCCAUGCUCAGACUGAGGAGAGUUCCAGGCGAGAAGAGGUCAGUGAGCUGAGGAUUGAGAUGGCAAAAUUCCAGGAUACCCUGGAGGAGGAGAGGAGAGCGAAGGAGGAGAUUGAAGUGCAAUAUCAAAAGAGAGGAGUUCAGCACCGACUCAAACUGGAAAAGAUGCAGAGUGUGAUGGAGAAUGAGAUCCAAAAACUCAGGGAGGAAAAUGAAACAUUGAGACGGGAUCUCCAGCGACGAAUUCAAGAAUCCGAUGGGGAGCUGGCCCUGCAGAAACAGGAAAUGAUGGCAGAUUUUGACAGUGAAAUGAGAAAACGGGAGCAUGAGUUCAAUCUAAAGUUGGAUGAGAUGAACAGUGUUGUUCUCUCCCAUGAGCUUAAAGAAAAGCUUUUGAGUAAAGAGCUAGAGGUCCAUGCCAAAGCUCACAACCAGGCCACUGAAGCCCUGCAGGCAUGUGAGGAACUUUACCAGCAGGCACUAAAAGAGAUCCAGCGCAAAGAUUGGGAUCUAAAAAACACCACUGCAAUGAAAGACUCCAAGAUAAAAGAGUUUAAUGACAGACUACAGCAAUUGGAGAGCAACUAUAAAAAAGAGCAGAAAGCCUACAACAGGAAGCACGCAGAGCUGGAACGCAGGUCUCGGGAGAAAGAGGAUGCACUUGGCCUCAUAAGAGAGGCUCACACCAGGGAGCUCCAGGAAGAGAGGGGGAGGACCUCAGAGCUGCAGGCCCAACUGAACAUGCUGAUCCUGGAGCAGGAGAGAAGAGAAAAGAGCAAUUCGGAUGACCUCCACCAUAAAGACCAGCAGAUACAGGAGAUCAGAAUGCAACUGGAAACAAUUCGAUCUGGCUGGGAUAAUUACAUCACUCAGGUCUCCAAAGAAAUGGUUACCAAGGAUACCAAGCUGCUUUCUGUAGGGGAGAGAGAGGUCAAAGUGAAAGUAGAGUUGCAAAAGUGUAAGGAGGAUAUAGAGAGGUAUAAGCAGCAGGUAGCAAGUGGGCUGCAGAGAGAGCAGGCACUUGAGCAGAAGAGAGUUCAGCUGGAGUUAGACUGGGAGCGGCGAUGUGAGGAGGUGCGUUCUGAACACUACCUGAGGAGCGAGGAGCUCAUCCAGAGCCUCACACUGUCCAGAGACCAGGUAACUGCUGAGUUAAGAGAGAAGGAACGAGAGUUGCAGGAGACAGUGGCAAUGUUGAAAAGUGUCACAAUAGAGCGAGAUCAGGCACUGCGUGGAACCAAACCAGUACCUGGAACUCAGGCAUCUGUUAUGGAUGGCAGCAGUUUUCCUUCAGACGAGAUCAGGAAACUCCGGCAGCAGAACAGCAGUCUUAGAGCUGUGGUGGCUGAGAUGAGGAAGGAGAUGGAGAGCCUGAGCAAACAGAUGCCUCCAGCUCAGAGUCAGACCACUGAUCCAGAAUCCAGCUCUGCAGGGACUAUGGAGUACAGUAAAGACCUGGAGAAAGAGAUGCUGGUUCUUAAGGCCAAAUGUCGUCAUCUUGAGAAGCAGUUGAAGGAGGCGUUGAAGACCACCAAUACCGCCAACACCUCUGUCCUUGCUUUUCCAGUUUCUCCUGACAAUGCUUACCUUCAGAACCACAUGAGAUCACUCAAUGAGACUAUAGGUGGACUACGAGUGGAGAAAGUAUCCAGUGUCGCUGCUCUGAAGAAACAGGAAGUGAGGCUGGCUCAUUUGGAGUCUGCUGUGGAACAGCUCACCCAGCAAGUAAUGAUUUUAUGUCACUUAAAACAUAUUGAAAAUGAAGGAUUAUGCCUGGAGCUGGCCAAUCAGAAGAGGGCAGCAGCAGUUGAAGAGACAAGGCUGAAGCAAACAUUGACAGCCACUCAGCUAGAGUUGAGGGAAGUGAGACGGGAGGCAGAGGAGUACCAAAAAGGCAGCUUGCUACACAACCUGGAGACGGUUGCACUUGGUAACCAGGUGUCGGCAUUGAAGGUUGACUUUGCAAGCAGAAGAGAGCCCAUUGUUCUUAAUCAGAGUGAGAUGGCAAAGCAGCUUCAAGAGGAGAACCUGUCCCUGAGACGGCAGCUGCUGUUACAGAGUUCUACCAGAGGGGGUGCUGGGGGUGAUGGCUCUUUGCUCCAGUCGAAGCUCAGACAGGCUGCACGCUUGAUCUCCAGUCUCAGUCAGGACAAACGACAGCUCAUUGAAAUGGGCAACAGGCUCCGGGCUCAGCUGACAGAGGCAGGACUGGAUGUUGCACGAUACUCAACGAUCAUACUCAAACCAAAUAAUGAUCUAAAGCACAGCUUGGUGGAUAAAAACCCCUCCCAAUCGGAGCGUGGGUUCCAGCCAAAGGGCCGUUUGCCUACCCUUGAACAGCUACAGUACCAGCUAACCACUCAGGAGCUACAAUAUGCUCAGAGAGAUCAGAAUAAGAAAACGCCUAUUAUAGUUUGUCCUCAGUUCUCUGAGAGUGACAGAUCAGACCAACACAGAACCACCAACCCAUGGGAGCCACCAAUCAGAGUUCAGUCUUUGGGCAGUAAAGAAAAUACUCCUCCACACCAGAACCAAUCUGAAGCCCCGGUACGACUGCCUGGGUCACCCCGUGACUUGCUGUCAUCUGUGGGCACAGAUGAGUCUUUGCAGGAUGUGUGGCAAAUGUUGGAUCGAGGUUUGAGCUCUUCAGUGUUUUCUCCAAGUGACAGUGAGGACAAAGGUGAAAAAAAAGGUACAGUGGCUGUAGCAAAAAGAGGAGAGCAAAGCAUAACUCGUCAGCCUCCUACUCCACUGGUCUGUGUGAAGGGCACUAAAGCAACAUUACAGGAGAAGAAGAAACAAAGUCACACAACAUUUGUACCUGGAAAAAAGGCACGUCCUGUUGGAAAUCUGGGCAAGAUUCGAAAUUACAACAUUAAAGACUGAAAAAAAAAAAAAAAAAAAGGACAUCAUAAACAUUUUGGGACAUCCUGCUGUAUUUUUAUUUGCUUUUUUGCAUCAUGCCUUUUAUUUUUUGUAACAAUUUUUAAAAACAAUCUAAUAAAUUAUUGUAUGAUUUGACCAGCAUAUAUGCGAAUAAAAGACGAGGCAGAGGAUGGGGAAAAAAUUUAA
Myxocyprinus asiaticus (Chinese sucker) is the source of this 3709-nucleotide messenger RNA. Its product is annotated as coiled-coil domain-containing protein 57-like. Bases 413 to 3523 code for a protein of 1036 amino acids. NCBI's taxonomy places the organism in Eukaryota, Metazoa, Chordata, Actinopteri, Cypriniformes, Catostomidae. The transcript has 20 exons. The record is from RefSeq and is a predicted model, not a curated record.